This is a messenger RNA of Opisthorchis viverrini, 408 nucleotides long. RefSeq lists its product as hypothetical. Lineage: Eukaryota; Metazoa; Platyhelminthes; Trematoda; Opisthorchiida; Opisthorchiidae. The record is from RefSeq and is a predicted model, not a curated record. The transcript is spliced from 3 exons. Bases 1 to 408 code for a protein of 135 amino acids.
AUGGAGGCAGAGGAAGACAAUGUGAAGAAGUCAUUGUACAAGACACCGGAGAGGGCCAAUCAAAGUGGCCCCUCUUUGACUGCUGCAAUCUUCCAUCUCAUCUCCGAUCACGCACACGCAGCCCAAUCCACCAGAUGGUUUUCAGGCAUUUAUAGCUGGUCUUGUUCACCGAACCUUAAGCGCGCGUUCACAGACGAUUUGUCAGAUACGUUUUUCGGAGACAACACUUUAAAAGAAAGGGAAACUAGCUGUAGCGCCCUUUUGGUGUCUAGCUACCAUGCCACCCGAAUGAAGCACGAGGGCUGGGAUACUACCAGGUUUCUCAAGCCUAGACAGGAGAAGUCAAGAGGCAGAGGUCGGGUUCGAACCUCGGACUUCCGCUCAGUAAAAUCGUGCUCUAACCACUGA